Puma concolor (puma) is the source of this 1431-nucleotide messenger RNA. RefSeq names its product relaxin family peptide receptor 3 (gene RXFP3). The record is from RefSeq and is a predicted model, not a curated record. Gene Ontology annotation, cellular component: external side of plasma membrane; membrane. NCBI's taxonomy places the organism in Eukaryota, Metazoa, Chordata, Mammalia, Carnivora, Felidae. Gene Ontology annotation, molecular function: C-C chemokine receptor activity; C-C chemokine binding. Gene Ontology annotation, biological process: positive regulation of cytosolic calcium ion concentration; calcium-mediated signaling; cell chemotaxis.
AUGACCUAGAGGCACCUGUGCUUGCAGGUGGUCGCUGCAGCCACGACAGUCACCAUGAAGAAGGCGGCUGGCGGAGACGAGCUCGCAGAACUCUUCAGUAUGAUCCCGUACCUUCUGCAGGCGGCCAACACCAGCGGCAACGCGUCGCUGCGGCUUCAGGACUUGUGGUGGGAUCUGGGGCUAGAGCUGCCUGACGGCGCGGCGCCGGGGCAUCCCCCGGGCACCGGCGGGACAGAAAGUGCAGACACCGAGGCCCGGGUGCGGGUCCUCAUCAGCGUGGUGUACUGGGUGGUUUGCGCGUUGGGCCUGACCGGCAACCUGCUGGUACUCUACCUGAUGAAGAGUAAGCAGGGAUGGCGCAAGUCCUCCAUCAACCUCUUCGUCACCAACCUGGCGCUGACAGACUUUCAAUUCGUACUCACCCUGCCCUUCUGGGCGGUGGAAAACGCUCUGGACUUCAAAUGGCCCUUCGGCAAGGCCAUGUGUAAGAUCGUAUCCAUAGUGACGUCCAUGAACAUGUACGCCAGCGUCUUCUUCCUCACCUCCAUGAGCGUGGCGCGCUACCACUCGGUGGCCUCGGCUCUUAAGAGCCACAGGACCCGAAGGCACGGCCGGUGCGACUGCUGCGGCAAAAGCCUGGGGGGCAGCUGCUGCUUCUCAGCCAAAGCACUGUGCGUAUUGAUCUGGGCCUCCGCCGCGCUGGCCUCGUUGCCCAAUGCCAUCUUCUCCACCACUAUCAAGGUGAUGGGCGAGGAGCUGUGCCUGGUGCGCUUCCCAGACAAGUUGCUGGGCGGCGACAGACAGUUCUGGCUGGGCCUCUACCACUUGCAGAAGGUGCUGCUAGGCUUCGUGCUGCCCUUGUGUAUCAUCAGCCUGUGCUAUCUGCUGCUGGUGCGCUUCAUCUCCGAUCGCCGAGUGGCAGGGACCGAAGGAGGAGCCUCGGCUGCCCGGGGCAGCCUGGCCGCAGCCAGCGCCAGGAGACGGUCCAAAGUCACCAAAUCAGUGACCAUCGUGGUCCUAUCAUUCUUCCUGUGUUGGCUGCCCAACCAGGCGCUCACCACCUGGAGCAUCCUCAUCAAGUUCAACGCGGUGCCCUUCAGCCAAGAGUAUUUCCUAUGCCAGGUAUACGCGUUCCCGGUGAGCGUGUGCCUGGCUCAUUCCAACAGCUGUCUCAACCCCAUCCUCUACUGCCUCGUGCGCCGCGAGUUCCGCAAAGCGCUCAAGAGUCUGCUGUGGCGCAUCGCGUCGCCCUCUCUCACCAGCAUGCGCCCUUUCACCGCCACCACCAAGCCAGAGCCCGAAGAUCAGGGGCUGCAGGCCCUGGCACCUCUCCACCCGACCGCGGAGCCAGACCUGGUCUACUACCCGCCUGGCGUGGUGGUCUACAGUGGGGGGCGCUACGAUCUGCUGCCCAGCAGCUCCGCCUACUGA